AUGUUUAUUAAUUUGUAGAAAAAGGCACUAAAAGGCCUGAAAAAAGUAGAUAUUUUUUCAUAGCCUGUACAACUACUAAUAAAAUAAGAAGAGGGACAUAAAACCCUAUUUGGAGCUUUCCUGACUUUGGGAUUAGUUGUCUUCUUCCUUUAUCUUCUCGUUAUCAAUCUCUAUGUUCUAUCGCAAAGAAAAAAUCCAACCUCACUAACGACGGAGUUUUUCCAUUCACAGCCAGACUAAUUUAAAUACAAUGAAAAAAACUUCACCUUAACGUUUGCUUUCCAAUCUCCAGAUUACUCAACAUAUAUAGAUGAAUCAGUCUAUGUUGUAGAAGCAAAAAUUAGAAGUAAAACUACAAAGAUGGUUGAUGAUUAGAAAAUAGAAGAGUGGACUUCUUAAGACCUUCCAAUAACAUAGUGCUCCAAAGAAAUUAUUAGACAGGUUGAAUUAUAAGAAUACUUUUCUCAUUUAAAUUUAUUGACUAAUUAUUGUAUUGAUUGGAAUAGAAUAAAGGAAAUUAAUUUGGAAGGUACUUUUGAUGCUCGAAAUUUUAGUUUUGUUGAAUUAUAAUUUAAAAUGUGUAAUAAUCAAACAAAACAAUCAAAGGAAUGUAGGUCAAGAGAUGAAAUUAAAUAAUUACUAGAAUAGAAUUAUUUUUCUCUUUAGAUGUCCUCUUAUGUCAUCGAUGUAAAAAAUGAAGAACAGCCUUAUUUAUAAAGAGGUGAAGAUAUUUUCACAACAAUUUCCAGUAAAAUAUUUAAAGAAAUUACUUUCUACAUGGAACCAAUAACAAUAUUUACAGAUCUAGGUCUUAUUUCAGAAGAUUACUAAGUUCAAAAAACCUUAAGAUACAAAAGACAUACAGAAAUGAUUGAUUUAAAUGAAAGUGAUUUAAUAAUGAAUGUUCUAAUAAGAUUAGAUUAAAUUGAAUAGCAAUAUUAUAGAAGUUACACAAAAAUUCAAAUCAUUUUGAGUUAAAUGGGAGGACUAUGGUAAGUAUUCUUUACAGUAGCCUUUUUAAUAUAGAAACCAAUUAAUUUGAUAUCUUAUUAUGUAAGAAUAAUGAAUUCAUUAUUUCAAUUUGAAUAGGAGAGUAAAAAAGAAAUAAUUAUGGAAAUAGAUGAAUAGGCAAACAUACCCGAGGAAGAAUUAAUGACAAGAAAAUACUAAUAUUCUUCUAGGUAAGACCAAUUAGUUAUUUAAAAUAAAAACAGAGCAUUUUAACGAUUAUAAUCUAUUAGAGUAAAGAAGAAAUAAAUUGAUGUGAUUGAUUCUAUGGCUGUUGAAACCAAAUAAAAAGAAGAAGCUCGGUAAUAAUUGACAAAAGCUAUAUCGCUUUCAAUUAAAUAGUAUUUCCAAACCGUCUCAAAAAAGCUCAGAAUGAAAUGGACUGAUUAUGUGUAUUUCAUAAGCUGCUUUGUUAAUUCUGACAAUUAUAAAAGUUUACAAAUUGAAUAUUCUGUCCAAAAAAUAAUUAAGUAAAUGGAUAUUUUAUAUAUAAUGAAGAAACUGUAAGAAAUAGAUAAAUUAAAAAUGAUCUUAUUAACUGAAUCCUAGAUAAAGGUGUUUGAUUACGUUUAAAAACCAACCAUCCCAUUAGAUCCAAAUUCAAAGUAGUUUAACACUAGUGAGAGUUAUUAUUCAAUAUUGAAACCAAUCAAAACUGAUUUUUAGAGAGCUAUAGAGGCAUAAAAUGCUUUUAAAGAAAUAGUCCAAAAUUUAGAUAAUCCAAUCAACGUGAAAUUAAUAAACUCUAUAGAUAAAACAAUAGUUGAUUUAAUAAAAAUCACAAAGAAUACUUAGGAGUUAGCAUCUAUAGACAAUGCCGAUAUAAACGAGUAAGCAUAAGAAAAAAAUACUGUAUUUGCAAUAGAUAUACGAAAGAAGCAGUCCUCAUUAAUUAAUUAUUAACCCAAUUUUAAAUAAUGA
Molecule: messenger RNA, 1929 nt
Organism: Paramecium tetraurelia
Lineage: Eukaryota; Ciliophora; Oligohymenophorea; Peniculida; Parameciidae
Exons: 3
Biological process (GO): reciprocal meiotic recombination
Cellular component (GO): nucleus
Molecular function (GO): double-stranded DNA binding
Source: RefSeq, a predicted model, not a curated record